This is a messenger RNA of Gastrolobium bilobum, 677 nucleotides long. Its product is annotated as ethylene-responsive transcription factor ERF023-like. Gene Ontology annotation, biological process: regulation of DNA-templated transcription. Gene Ontology annotation, molecular function: DNA-binding transcription factor activity; DNA binding. The record is from RefSeq and is a predicted model, not a curated record. The transcript has a single exon. Lineage: Eukaryota; Viridiplantae; Streptophyta; Magnoliopsida; Fabales; Fabaceae. Bases 7 to 549 code for a protein of 180 amino acids.
UUGUAAAUGGACCAUCAACCACCACCGUGCCCCGAAGAUGACGUAACCAUCACCGCCACAACUACCACCAAGAAAACCGACAGCCAGCAAGGCGGCACACGCCACCCAGUGUACCGUGGCGUCAGGAAGCGGCGGUGGGGCAAAUGGGUAUCCGAAAUUCGGGAGCCACGCAAGAAAUCGCGCAUAUGGUUGGGGUCGUUCCCGGUGCCGGAGAUGGCAGCGAAAGCAUACGACGUCGCAGCGUACUGCCUGAAAGGCCGAAAAGCCCAGCUCAAUUUUCCCGACGAGGUGGAGCACCUGCCUCUUCCGUCCACAUGCACCGCCAGAGACAUUCAGGCGGCGGCGGCCAAGGCGGCGCAUAUGAUUAAAACUUUGCCUGAUGAGAAAAGUAGCAUUGUAUCCGACGGGGAUAGCGGCGGCGAUGAUUUUUGGGGUGAGAUUGAGUUGCCGGAGCUGAUGGACAGCGAGUACUGUUGUUGGAGUUCUCCAAGCGGGUCCUCGUGGACUUCCUCCGGCGACCUCACGGCGUGGCCGGAGGUUCAGCUUUGACCGCAGCAACCGUUCAUGGCGUGUCUAUAAUGUGUAUUAAUGGUGCCCGGUGGUUGGUAUGUUUCUUAUAUAAGAAUAUGUUAUUAUUAUUAUUAUGCGCCAACUGUUUGUGUUGUCAUUAAUAAUAA